AUGCCCGCCGACAUGAACAAGAUUCCCUGCGAUGAAGAGAGCGGCGCCCUGGUGCGCACCAAGGUGGAAGGCGGCCUCGCGGAGGUGAAGCAGCGCCUCGAGAAGGCCUGCAGCCAACACAAGGAGCUGUACGAGAGAUACCAGGCCAUCCCAGAGGAGGCCCGCUCCAACAGCAACAUCACCCAGCAGCACCGCGAAGACUGCCACAGCGAGUUCGCAUCAUCUCCGGGUAUGUAUGAUGGAAUCCUGGGCGUGAUCGGCGAGUCGGUGGCAGAGGCAGCAGCAGAGCUGGAGAGCGGAGACGUCGACAACUGUUUCGAGUCCUUGCGCGGAGCGAUGGAGUUCCUGGAGCCCAUCGAGAAGAAGAUCAUCGACUACGAGACCGCCAUGAAGGCACACGAGCAGACCGUCACGAAGCUUGCCGAUGAGAAGGAGAAGGCGAAGACAAAGGAGCAGGCGAAGGAGAAGGAGAAGGCCGGCAAGGUGAGGAAGCCCAAGAAGCACAGCAAGCAAGAUCCGAUUGACUUAAACUACUAG
Zasmidium cellare ATCC 36951 is the source of this 537-nucleotide messenger RNA. RefSeq lists its product as uncharacterized. The record is from RefSeq and is a predicted model, not a curated record. The transcript has 2 exons. Bases 1 to 537 code for a protein of 178 amino acids. NCBI's taxonomy places the organism in Eukaryota, Fungi, Ascomycota, Dothideomycetes, Mycosphaerellales, Mycosphaerellaceae.